Molecule: messenger RNA, 3810 nt
Organism: Orbicella faveolata
Lineage: Eukaryota; Metazoa; Cnidaria; Anthozoa; Scleractinia; Merulinidae
Molecular function (GO): Notch binding; calcium ion binding
Source: RefSeq, a predicted model, not a curated record
UGCUUGCUUGUCAUUUUAAUUUUACCGCCAUUUAACAUGGGACAUUUUGACAUGUAAGUGGGCGGAGCUUCGUGCUUUGAAGCGUGGAUCCGUGUCAGAUGGAAUAAAGUUUACCUGUGUUGGCUUGGUUUUUAUUGUUUAUUAACAGGUUACUUUAUUGUCGAUUUGUGAGUGUUUUGACCCAAAAAAUAACAUAAAUUAAAAAUGACUGCAAAUGACUUUCAAUUAGGUCCUUCCAUAUAAACAUCGAACAAUCAAUCGUUCAUUCUUACCUUAGACGUUUACGCUAAAAAGGUGACAAACAUGCAGUUUACUCUCAAACACUUAACUUUGGUUCAGUGGCUUUCCAUGUUAUAUUUACACUGUUUAGUGUACGGUGAAAAUACAGAUGGCAAAGAAGUUGGUAAACAUGUCAGUGAAAAGGUCAGGAACGUCUCGCAAGGAAAAGUAACUCUUGCAAGGUCAGUGCACCUACGAAAGAAAACUGAAGUCAAAGACUCGAUAAAUGGCGUACGAAAAGAUGUAUUUGUAAUGCCACUGCCAAUCCACAUCCAGCACCUUAAGGACUACCCUGUUCCAGUUCCUGUUAAAGAGGAGACUGCAGAAAAUGUUUUGCACGUGCACAUUCAUGACAAAAAUCCGUGCAAAAAUGGCGGAGUACUUUCAAGCGAUUCUGCUGGAGUUUGCUGUCAAUGCGUUUGCCCAUCUCAGUACACUGGCACGACCUGUGAAGUGCAACAGCAUUGUUCCUCUGGACCUUGUAAACAUGGAGGGAAAUGCAUAGAGAUAAGCAAUGGUUACAAAUGCACGUGCCUUGCAGGGUUCACUGGGGAGAACUGUGAAGAUGAAAUGUUCUGUUCUCCUAACCCAUGUGAACAUGAUGGUAGAUGCGUGGAGACGCUGAAAGGAUACAGAUGUGUUUGUCAAGAUGGUUACACAGGAGUUAACUGUAAAGAUCCAGAUCCUUGUUUACCAAACCCUUGCCUACAUGGUGGAAACUGCGAAAAUGUUAAAGGCGUUGCACGCUGUCACUGUCAUCCGGGGUAUCAUGGAACGUACUGCCAUGAAACCUAUGUCUGUUAUGUGAAUCCUUGUCAUAACGGCGGAAGAUGCAUAGAGAACCCUUUGGCACCUUGUCGUUGUUCCAGAGGAUACAUUGGGAAAUACUGCACGGAUCACGUGUGCCAUCCUAAUCCCUGUCUCCAUGGAGGCGCCUGCAAAGUAGUUGAUCACCCAACAGGGUCAAGAAACAAUAGAUGGAAUUUCCACUGCAGCUGUUCGGAAUGGUAUCGCGGUAGAAUUUGUCAUAUUCCUCAUCCAUGUGUUCGUCAGCCUUGUAUGAAUGGUGGAACAUGCGUGGACGCCUUCAAUUCAGAUGGAGAUUACGAGAAAAGAGACAGAUUGUAUGAACUAACUCCUUUGUCACCGAAUUUGCACUUUUCUUGUCACUGUCCACCUGGUUUCACGGGAUCGAUGUGUGAAAGUAAGUAUGAAAUGUUCUGUUCUCCUAACCCAUGUGAACAUGAUGGUAGAUGCGUGGAGACGCUGAAAGGAUACAGAUGUGUUUGUCAAGAUGGUUACACAGGAGUUAACUGUAAAGAAACCUAUGUCUGUUAUGUGAAUCCUUGUCAUAACGGCGGAAGAUGCAUAGAGAACCCUUUGGCACCUUGUCGUUGUUCCAGAGGAUACAUUGGGAAAUACUGCACGGAUCACGUGUGCCAUCCUAAUCCCUGUCUCCAUGGAGGCGCCUGCAAAGUAGUUGAUCACCCAACAGGGUCAAGAAACAAUAGAUGGAAUUUCCACUGCAGCUGUUCGGAAUGGUAUCGCGGUAGAAUUUGUCAUAUUCCUCAUCCAUGUGUUCGUCAGCCUUGUAUGAAUGGUGGAACAUGCGUGGACGCCUUCAAUUCAGAUGGAGAUUACGAGAAAAGAGACAGAUUGUAUGAACUAACUCCUUUGUCACCGAAUUUGCACUUUUCUUGUCACUGUCCACCUGGUUUCACGGGAUCGAUGUGUGAAAUUGAUAUUUGUUCUCUGUGUCAUAAAAACGCUGACUGCAUUGACCACCAUUGUGUUUGCAAGCCAAACUACGUCGGCAACGGAAAGAACUGUCAACUGAAGGCUGGCCAUUGUCAUCCCAAUCCUUGUCUGAAUCAAGGUACAUGCACCGAAAGCUUGGACGGCAUUUAUGAUUGUCUUUGCGCCCCAGGAUACUGUGGACCGCAUUGUAAAGAUAUUUGUGAGCCUUGCAUACUAUGGCCAUGCUUUCACGGAGGGAAAUGUAUUCCAAAGGGGGAGAAACGAACUUGCAUAUGUGAACCUCCAUACGUCCAACCAGACUGCAAUGGUACCCUUCCUAAUUUAUGUGAUCCAAAUCCUUGCCAAAAUGGCGGAAAAUGCAAGUUUUUACAGGACAAAAAUGACUACAUUUGUGAAGACUGUUUAGGAAGGUUCACUGGAAAAGAUUGUUCAGAUUGCAACUGCCCGAAGGCCAAACCACGAUCAGAUGGAAAAUUUGCUGUAGACGCUAUUUGUGACAAAAUUGGAGAAUGCAUGUGUCCAACUAUUCCCGAUGCUGGCGAGGUCACUUUGACAGAUAGAGGCUGUGUGGUUGGUGCGGCUAAUCCAUGCGCCAGUAAGCCGUGUGUGCACGGCACGUGCAUUGUUGACUCGGGUUUUUCAUUCAGCUGUGUCGACUGUCCACCACCAUACUAUGGAAGUCGAUGUGAAUGCACAUCAUGCACCUGUGAGAAACCUUGUAAAAAUGGCGCCACUUGUGUGGACACUGCUACGCGGCAGUACACGUGUACCUGUCCCCCCGGAUAUACAGGUCCAGACUGUUCAGCCAAAGUGACGCCAGGAGUUAUUACUGGAGGAUACUGUCUGUACCAGAAGUGUGAGCAUGGAGGCACGUGCGUAGAGCAGCCUCAUGGGUACGACUGUAUCUGUACGCCUCAGUACACUGGACCACACUGCGGAGUUGACAAGUGUGCCAAUUGCCACAUCAAUGCGGAAUGUAUUUAUGGACGUUGUCGCUGUAUGAAAGGCUAUAUUGGUACUGGAUAUGUUUGCGAGAAAGCUGAUAAAGAGACAGAGUGUGGGGUUUGUCCUGUUCAUCAUCACUGCGUUCAGGGAUUUUGUGUUUGUAUUCCCGGAUAUAUUUGCCAAGAUUUGACAGGAUCUAUGGGCUAAAAAUCAUCAACUGAUGAAGCCUGGGGACAAUUUUCUAAGAUUUGAGACCAAAACUCUCUGUCUGUUGGAGUCAACGCACCUGCAUCAGUUAUAAGAUGUGGACAAAGUGAAGAGAUAGAGUCGUUGCAUUUUGCUUUCGGGAGUUUCCUUUUGUACAGUGAUAUAUUAUAUUAUUAUGUUAUAAAUUGAUGUCAUGUACAGUUUUUCAGUAGGUAGCCGAAGAAUUCAAAGUAAGCUGUAUGGUCAAAGUCUUUACCUGAAUACGAUACUGUUACAAGGAAGAAAUUCCACUUCUAAAUAUUUUUGUAUAACUGGCAAUUCUGAGUAUCAUCAUCACAUUAUCAAUUAAAGCAAUCCUAAGAAUGAUUUCCCGGCUACAACAGCACACCUAAUUUAAUUUAUGGAUAGAACAAUUGAGCUGUGCGAUUCAUGAAACGCUCCCUGGUCAGAAGUAACAAAACUAGACAAAAUUCUACAGCGAAACCUGUAUUAAGCGGACACCCUUGGCACCCUCAUUAGUGUCCGCUUAAUACAGUGUGUCCGCUCAAAACAGGUUCUAAUAUGUUGUGCAGUAAUAGUUAAUUAUUAACCCUUUUGUAAACACAAUGUAACACAGUGUGA